CGUGAGGUACAAACAUUUCCAUAAUUAUUUCGAUUUCGGCCUCGAAGUCUGUUUGACAAGUUCUGUUAUUACGUUAUUGUAAAUUAUAGUACGAUCGAAUACGUCUACAGAAGAUCGGUGCACGGGACAAUUUCGGCCUUAAAACAACACGAUGUCGCUUUGUGAUUUCUCUAACAACCUUAAAGUACAUGGCUACAUCGUAGGCAUUCUUUUAACAUUCGGUUGUAUCAGUUCGUUAGGGAGAUCUUAUCAUAUUACGAAUGCCACAAACAGCGGGUUAGAGAGCAAAAUAGAAGGUUUUGAUCAUUCGUCUUUUAACGGAGGGCCGACUAAUGUUGUCACCAUUCUUGUUGGCUUGGCAUUGGUGAUUAUCUACUGGUAUGGUUUCCUCAAGAGAAAUCGGCCCUGCAUUCUUAUAUCUAUGGUGUUCGUAGCUCUCGGUGUCAUAGUCUCGAUAAUUAUAUUUAUUUUUGGCAUUCUGGCCGUAAUCGGAAGUGGCUGGCCUGGAUUGAUUUUGAUGGUGCUCGGGCUCAUCUUCAUGGCUGUUGAGAUGUACAUGUGGCAAGUCAUGGCUCAGCUGCGCAAAUCAUUUUUGAAUGAUCAGAUGCCGAAUGCCGGAACAGAAAAGAACCUGCCAGUUUAAUAUAAAAUACAAAGAUUCGUGAAUCAUUGUCAGAAACGUAACGUCUUGUGUUCUGAAGACUCCUCAGUUCACGUUAGACUUGUUAGACGAUCUUGAUGUAUAUUGUGGCGUAAAACAUAACUGGAAAUAAAGAGCAUCGAUAAAGAA
This is a messenger RNA of Anopheles coustani, 790 nucleotides long. RefSeq lists its product as uncharacterized. The transcript is spliced from 3 exons. NCBI's taxonomy places the organism in Eukaryota, Metazoa, Arthropoda, Insecta, Diptera, Culicidae. The record is from RefSeq and is a predicted model, not a curated record. Bases 152 to 643 code for a protein of 163 amino acids.